AGAGGAGGAGGAGAGAGGAGUAGAGAGAGGGGGAGCUCAGUCUGCUGAGAUUGUGAGUUGCAUUGCUUCCUCUGUUAUACUGUACAUGACUUUUUACUGAGUAAGAGACUGCUUCAGUCAAGCUCCACAGAAGUAGAAAACAGAGGAAAUAUAGUAUAUCACUUUGUACUACAAGAAGCAUAACAAACACUGUGGUUCCUAAGGAAAGAGGAUAUUAUAUUGUGCCGUGCUUUAACUAGUCCAGAGCAGCAGGCAAGGGCAGUCCCAAAAGCCUCAUCAGUCACAAGCAGUGGGAGGAAUACUGGUACAGGAGAAGAAAGGCCUGGGUCACUAACCCUGUCAACGAGUUCCUUACAGUGGAGAUUAAGAUUCCAGCUACAUGGGCAAACGCUUGGAACAGCAACCAAUGUACCCUCAGUACACUUACUAUUACCCUCCUUAUCUCCAAACCAAGCAGUCCUUUGCUGCUCAUCCCAUGGCUCCUCCUAGCCCCAGUACAAACAGCAACAACAGCAGUGGCAAUGAGCAACUCAGCAAAACCAACCUCUACAUCCGUGGUCUUCCACCUGGUACCACAGACCAGGACCUCAUCAAACUCUGCCAGCCGUAUGGAAAAAUUGUAUCCACAAAGGCAAUUCUAGAUAAAAAUACAAAUCAGUGUAAAGGUUAUGGUUUUGUGGAUUUUGACAGUCCCGCAGCAGCACAGAAAGCGGUGGCAUCCUUGAAAGCAAAUGGUGUCCAGGCACAAAUGGCCAAGCAACAGGAGCAGGAUCCUACAAACCUCUACAUCUCAAAUCUCCCCGUCACUAUGGAUGAGCAAGAGCUGGAGAACAUGUUGAAACCCUUUGGUCAUGUGAUUUCUACAAGAAUAUUGAGAGACGCCAAUGGAGUAAGCAGAGGAGUUGGUUUUGCCAGGAUGGAGUCCACUGAAAAAUGUGAAGUAGUAAUUCAACACUUCAAUGGGAAAUACCUGAAAAUGCCACAAGGUGUACCAGCCCCCAAUGAGCCUUUACUGUGCAAAUUCGCUGAUGGAGGGCAAAAGAAGCGACAGAAUCAAAGCAAGUUCUCACAGAAUGGAAGGUCAUGGCCCAGGGAAGGAGAGACCGGCAUUGCUUUGACCUAUGACCCUACAGCUGGCAUACAGAAUGGGUUUUAUUCUCCACAGUACAGUAUUGCAACAAAUCGCAUGAUUGCACAGACAUCCAUCACGCCAUUUAUUGCUGCUUCUCCGGUUUCAACAUAUCAGGUCCAGAGCACUUCAUGGAUGCCUCAUCAGUCAUAUGUUAUGCAACCAACAGGUGCUGUAAUAACACCUGCUAUGGAUCAUACCAUGUCCAUGCAGCCUGCCAGUAUGAUGGGGCCUCUCACCCAGCAAAUGAACCAUUUAUCACUGGGUACAACAGGGACGUAUAUGUCUGCUGCUGCUGCUGCUGCACCUAUCCAAGGGACCUACAUUCCCCAGUACACUCCCGUGCCUCCAACAGCAGUUCCAGUUGAGGGAGUUGUUGGUGAUACAUCCUCACAGACAAUAGGACCUUCAUCACAGGAAGCCAAUGGACAGUCGCAGCAGAUGACAGUAGAAGCAGGCAGCGAGCAUACAUCUGCUUUGUCUUACCAACAGACCAAGUAGUAGGCAGGACUGAAGACUGUUUAUCUAAAUCUUUGCCUUGAAUUGGGUGACUUCACUGGACAAGAAGUUGGCUUCCAGUUUGCACAGGCGUCAAACGAAUGCUUAUUUUGUUUUCAUUUUCUAACUUUCUGACAAAAGAAAAUGAGAGUGAUUUUUUUAUGUGCUUUGCAAAUGAUUCCUUCAUGUAGUCUGACAGUUUUAUUUUUGCUAUAAAAUGUUAUUUUUUUUAAGAGUACAAAACUUAAAAGUACCUCGCUAAAAUUAUGCUGGGGUGAUAUUUCAAAUAGAUAGAUAUUUGAAAAUUAACUAUCAGAAUCUGCAAAAAUAUCUCCGCUGGAGACAUUUAUGCAGUUAAGAGGGAGAAAAACAAUGUAUGUGGUCUUCCUCAAAUAGUAAGCUAUUUUUUAUUUCUUUUUCUUUUUUUCUUUUAUUUUACUCUACAGUAUUUUGUUGUGUUCCUUUUUUAGAAAUUUGUUUAGGUAAGGUUUGUCUUGCCUCAUAAUUGCCUUAAUUUUUAAGGAUGUCAAAGGCUCUUAAAGCAAGCUGUCAACGUCUUGUUUAAGAAACACAGAAUGCUAUGAAUUUUCUUGGACCAUUGGGAGGUGCAAGAGUUUGAUUGUCAAUUUCAUGGAUGACAGGAGAAUAAGCUGUACAGUUAUAAUAGAAACUGUAUUUCUUCAUUAGAAGAAAAAGUUUGGUGAUAGUAAAAAAAAAAUGAUUGAAGACUGACUGAAGUGUAAAAUGCUGGGACAUUUAUGAACUUUGUCUAACAUUUUGGAAGAAAAUAAUGAAUGAUUAAAGGAUUUUUCAGAAAGAGUAUUGGAGGAAUAUAGACUGCAUUGUCAGACAAGCAGCUGUUGCUGCUUAAUGCAGACUUUUUUUAUUAAUUUACAAAGUGUGACCGCUAGUUAUGGCAGUAGUGCGUUUUAUCUGCAGUCUUUUUUAUAAGCUUUCAAAAGUUUUUCAAGUCAGCUUUGCGUGUCACUUUGUAGAAGCUAGCUUAAAAGUAAAUAAAUAAAUAAAUAAAAAUAAAAAAAAAAUACAAGUAGAUAGAAGCUUAUCAGCAAAAAGUAAAAAUGCAUAAACAGCAAUAGCUAGAAGAAAUUGUUGACAAUUUCUGUAGUCUUUCCCAGUUGUGGAUCAAAAUGCAGCCUAUGAGUGGCCUGUUUUAUACCAAAGACAAAGUGACAUGAUAAAACAUUCAAAAAGGUAAGAGGUUGUUUUCAUUAUUUGACCAGUAUGGCAGGACCAGUUCAUUCAUGCAUAGACUUUCUUUGAAAUACCUUUCAAUAGUGUUUUGCUCAAAUAAAUUUCAGAAUAUACUUUCAUACACAAAAUGUAUACAGACUUGAAGCAGAGACCGCUAUCUGUACCACAUAAUUAAUUAUACUGAAUACCCCAACAAUUUCAGCCUUAACAUAAGGGGUUCCUAUAGCAUUAUUUUUUUUCCUGAAUUUGAUUUGUUUCUGUUUCUAAUUAUCACUGACCAUCUGACCUUAGGAUCUUGGAUGAAUUCAUUGGUCCACAUUUGCCAUGCUCAAGUAGUGUGCAAUCUCAUCUCCUCUAUUCUUAGCUUCUCUCCCUUAGCAAACCAAGUCAAAUGAUCCUUCUGCAUGCUGCUUUUAAAAUGAUAACUGAGAACCUGCAAAUAGUCAUACUUCUGUUAAUAAAAAAAAUAUACAAACAAAAAAAAGCCAUUUUUUCUGACUGAAGCUAUGCUGCUCAUGUUAUUUCAUCUGAUAUCCUAGGCAUGAGGAUGACAGGAAAAAUUAUAUUUUAUUUUGUUUACAAAACGACUUAUGUUCACAGCCAAAAUAUAUAGCAUUCAAGAGACAAAAAUGGGGUAGUCAUAAGGCAUAUAACAUGUAAUAAUUUUAUUGGAGGAGCAGAUUAAGCCUAACUAUAGACAAUGAUUCAUUAUAAUUAACUUCCAAGACAAAUUUUAUGUUCCAAUCACUUAGAAAGUUGAUUUAUAUAUAUAUAUAUAUAUAUAUAUAUAUAUAUAUAUAUAUAUAUAUAUAUAUAAAUAUGAUGGUUUGGUGGGAAGAUUUUAACAACGUCCCCAAAAAUCUGAAAUAAUACUGAUGAGGCCACAUAUAAGUACAUAUAAUUAGUAGCGACCAAACCUUUUCAUUUGCUUCAUUAUCCUGGACAGUAAGAUUAGAUGGAAAUGAGUGCAUUGUGUUUCCAUUCUGCAAUUGGUCUCACAAUCCGUUCAGGGUCACAUAGGAAUUAGAGCUUAUCCCAGCACUGAGUGAACUAAUUUCCAGUGAUGAAAUGCAUUAUCCUACAACCUAACAUUGUUACAUGAAAAUCCCCUUCUGGAGUCCAUUAUGAUCUGACUUGAUGGUAGUAUAACAUUUAUAUCAAAAUCUUAAACUAUUAUUUUUUUUUUAAGUGAGAAUACAAAGUCCUUCCUUUAUCUUUUAUGUAUACAAUUUUGUGAUUCUCUGCUUUAUGCACACUAUAAUUCUAAAUGAUCUAUUAAUUUAAAUGUUCUAAUUUACAUAACCGCAUUUCAGAGUCAUAUGUCUAAAAUGUUACUAAUUUAUCAGUUAUCAAGGGUAGCACAGUGGCACACCAGAUAGCAUUGUUGUUUCAAAGCAAGAAAUUCCCCAGUUUAAUUCUCAGCUGGGGCGUCUUCUCUGCAGACUCUGCAUCACCUCCCUGUGCUCAAAUGGGGUUUCUUCAAGGUGCUCCAGUUUUCUUCCACAUCCCAAAGACAUGUAGUAAGGGGAGUGGACAUUCUAAGCUGGCCAUAGGUGUGAGUGUGCAUGUGAGUGUGUGGUGUGGAAGAACUACUGCAGCAGGGCUAGCCACCCACAAUUGUAAACUUUGACUCUAGGUGAUUGUCACUGUUUAAGUGACACUCCAACCCCAUGUGCAAAAAAUGGAAAAAACGGGUUGUGGAUAGAUGAAUAGAUGAAUUUGUCAUCUUUAUUGUUGCAGCAGGAAAAUAACUAGAUAAAUCAGUCAAUGGUAAUUUACUUAAAUAACAGCCAUCAUAUUGCCUAAGUGUGAAUUUGCAUAAAUAUUAACAUAGCUCUGAUUUACAUGCACAAUGUUGUCACUACCUACUGUCUUAAAACCAGAAGACACAGGUUCCAUUCCCUUUACUGCUGCUAACAUAUGAUGUUGACCACAUCACUUUUCUUUACCUGGAUCACGUUGAAACUUUCAUGAACAGAUAAGAUUUUGUUUGUGGGUUUUGUUAUCAACACAAAAGUAAUUGCAAGAAAACAAUUAAAUAAACAUAUAUAUGAGGUAAAAUUUAAAAAAAAGUACUGCAUAGGUUAGGUGUCUGAUGGUGUCUUUCAUAUAUUUAGGCUGUCUGUAUCAGUUUAAGAUUUCCCACACUUCUUACUAUUCAUUAUUAUGCGUUCUUAGAUGAAAUGCCUCAUUUCUGUAGACAUUGAGGCUUGAAGGUAGCUACCAUGUGGCUAAUCAAUAUGGUAAGACAGAUUCACAUUUAUUUCCUAAACUUUUGCUGCUUAAUUCACUCAAAUGUGGAUAUUUAGAACAAACUCAGCUGCUAAUGGUCAUGCUCAGUGUUUCAUAGUAAGACAGGGAAAACGGUAUCAUUAGCUAAUGAUUUAAAUCACCAGUUUCAGUCUGUCCUGGGAUGUUCCCACUGACUGUACAUUACUUACAUAUUUGGAAAAAGCAAAUAUAUAUUCUGCACCUAAGUUUUAGUCAUUCCUUCCUACAUUGUAAACUUGAUUGAACUAACUCUUUAUUCAUAAGAAACAAUUUUUAAAGUCAGUUGCACUGAUUUAGCACUCGCUGCUGUGGCAUCUGUCCUUGUUUAACCCCCAUAUGUACCUCUUAUAAGGGGUGAUUAGCAUUAAGAACAUCUAUGGUACAAUAAUCUAGAUUUGGGGAAGAGCUUGCUCCUAACAAGCUGGAUAGCACUCAAAAUAGUGACAAUGCAAAACAUGUAUUAGCCUUAACUUAAAAAGAAAUGGUAAUCUUUUAUAUAUCACCAACAAUGCCUGUGACGGCACCAUGUUACUUCUUUAAAUAAGUAAUGCAUUCACCAUAUAUAUUUCAGUAGCCUCUGCAUUUAAUAUUUAUUUAACUUAUUGAUGUGCCUGAAGACACCAACACAGAUUACGGAAAACUAAAAUUGAGUAGAGCUGUUUGAUGCUACUGCAAAGUUGCAGUACAUAUAAUAAUCUUUAACCUUUGAUUACAUGAGAUCUUUGGGAAGGUCCACAUUUUGACAUUGAAAAGGUGCUUAUUCAUAACUUACGUUUCUAAUUCCAUUUAUGCAACAGGUAGACUUGGUAAAUGAACAAACACUGCAUUUCAUUUAUAUCUGGCCAUCUGGAUACAUUGCAGUUUAACGUGAUAUACACAGAGAGAAUGCACUGUGUAUAUUAAAAUGCGCUGACGAAAAGUUGCUGUUUAUUCUAUUGGGCUAUGCAAAUUGUUUUCUCUGUCCUUAAAAAAAAGGUGUUUUACUUACACUGUAAUAAUUUGUUGAAGUAUUUUGUUGAAAUGUGACUAAUCUCACCAUGGAAAAAUACUAAAUACUGUAGGCUUCCUGGUAAAAUCUGACUAAAGAGUCACCCAUGCUGCUUGAAUUGCAUUUAUAUGCAGUAUUUGUAUUUAAAUCAUGUUCUUUUUAAUUUUUAUGACCAGACUUGCAUCCUCAUGCAUUUAAUACCUGAUUCACUCUUUUUCUACAUAGAUGGUCAAAAUGAAACACUUCACAAGAGUUCAGUGUAAAGAACUGUUUAGUGAAAAUUGUAAAGGGAAUAAGAUUUAUAAAGUCUACAUUAUGAAAAAGAUAUAUACAUAUUAAUUCAGUCUCACUCAUAAAUACAGUUUAAUGUUCAACUUUUUGGGGGUUUGAGUUUUGGCAGGGAGCUACUCAGUCCCUAUGUAAAAUCAUAUAGGCAGAUGGUGUUUUAGAGAGCAGUAGUACAGGCAGAGUACUAAAGUAAAUUAUUGUUUGCUUAUUACAUUAAUCCAGAUUCAUGUAAGCAGAAUCAAAAUCUGUAUCUGGUCUCUCAGUCCUGCACAACAGCCACCCAGUCACUUGGUUCUCCUCAAGACCUUACUGCCUUAUAGACUUGUCACACGUCUUCCUAAUGAAUCAGCUAAACUACAACAUGUCUGACAUUUUGGCAACUUAUGUGUGUCUUUUGCAUGGCCUUUGAAUUAAAACCUCUUUACUUCCAAGGUGGAACUCUGUUCUCUAUUUUUAACUGUGGACCCCGCCUAUUCCAUCAGUCCUUUAUUCUGUACUUAAAGCUUUCAUAAUCCUGCUUCACAUGGUUUGUGCAGCAAGACAUUUGUUCUGCACCCCUCUUUGUUUCAAAUAGAAGGACUCAUAUCUCAUUCAAACUUCCACCAUAACCCACUUCAUCCAUCUCCUUACUGUGAUUGUUUGCCUUCUCUGCAUGUUUUCCCAUGCUGUAGCAUCAUUUUCCCAAUAGGGAGUCCAAAACCACAUACAGUGUUACAAGUACAGCAAAAUUUGUAACCAAGCAGAAUGGGGAACCACCUCCUUGUUCUUGGAUUCCUUUCGUCUGGGAAUACAUUUAACCUCCUGUUAGCCUUUUGUCUCUAUACGUAGUGAUGCAAUGCUGCUAUUAUCACAACAUAUAGGUCUUAUACUGCACUGCCGUGUUGACAGCAGCUUAGUAUGUUUCAGGUGCAGUGCUUUACAUUUCCUGCCUUAAAUCUUUGGUGGUAUCUAUCUGCCCAUCUAUCUAACCUCUUUAUAACUCUUCCUAAGCUGUUGGUUAUAUUGAUCACUGUGGUCAGGUCUUGGCAUCUUUCAGUAAAGAUGGAUAUUGUUUAUGAUGUCUGCUGCAGUGUCUGAUACAAACACACUGAUAAGUAAUAGAAUCAGCUGACAACUCUCUGGCGAAUCACUGAUAAUACUCUGUUCUGCGAUAAAUUCAGCUUACUCUCUACCUUGCCCUCUUUCCAUCCAUCAUCCUUUGCACUGCUUUUUCUCCUACUCCCAGAUAUUCAGGAGUACUCAAUAGAUGUCUGUGUCAUAUUAUGCUAAGGGAUUUGCUUAAGUUUUCAGAGGUUAUUGCAAUUGAGGUUUUGUGAUUUCCAGAAUAAUCCAGUCACGAAACUGAACUAGACUAGACUAGUAGGUUUGUUUAACUGUAAAUUUGUGCUUUUUUAUAUUAUAAGGUUGGCUUUGAAGCAAGAAAGUCAGCAAACUUUCACUUGCUAUUUUAUCCAUCACUUUAGAGAUGAUUUCACAUUUACUGGCUACCAGUUUAUUGGUUUGUUUCUCUACCCCUCAUGGUGCAGCAUCAGUGUAGCAUGAAUUCAUACAUGUACUAUGCUUACUAAGACAAUGUGCUGGACAUGAAUUCAUACAUGUACUAUGCUUACUAAGACAAUGUACUGGACAUGAAUUCAUACAUGUACUAUGCUUACUAAGACAAUGUGCUGGACAUGAAUUCAUACAUGUACUAUGCUUACUAAGACAAUGUACUGGACAUGAAUUCAUACAUGUACUAUGCUUACUAAGACAAUGUGCUGGAUAUGAAUUCAUACAUGUACUAUGCUUACUAAGAUGAUGUGCUGGACAUGAAUUCAUACAUGUGCUAUGCUUACUAAGACAAUGUGCUGGACAUGAAUUCACUGUCUUUUAAAGUCACCUUGUAGAGAAAAAGUGUCUUUAAUCUGAAACUGUUUAGUGUGAAAUAUAGACCCACAAUGAGACUGCCUGGGUUAUUUUGCAAUACAUUAUAUUACUGAAGCCUUUAUCCUUCAAAGGAUCUUGUAGGGAUAUUUGAAAUUUGUUGUUUUUUUUUGGAUGGGAGACAAGAGAAAAAUGUUUAUUCCACCAGACUGUUUUACCUUAUAAAUAUAUGCAGAUAUAUUCUGUGAUUUUUUUUUUUAGUUGAUAGUGUGACUUUAAUUAAACUCUUGCAAUGUCUAUUCAUAGUGAUAAAGUAUGACUAAAAAAGCCCCAUUUCUGUUACUCUGUAGGAGCUCUGCUCUCAUUUUAGCACUGUGACCAGUGAGCCACUAAUUUCAUUUUCAUAGAGACAUCUGGUGCAAAGAGUCACUAUACAAAAAUCUGUGUAGAAAAACAGUGAGUACUAAGAAAACGUAUGAUGAGAAAGAGUGUAAUGAUGUGAUGAUAAAGUGUUUGAUACUAAAUAACAUAUGUCUCCAUUGUACACAGUUCCACUUAUUGAAAAGUACCUAGAUUUGAAAGUAAUGUAUUCACAAGGCAUUAUCUUAUAUCUUAGGACUCCCUUCAGCUGAAAAACAAUAAAGGUGUACUAUUCUGAAACAUCAGCAAGUUUUCAAAGUGGAUAUUAAAAAUGUAGGUCAUAUUAUAUAAUACCAAGCAUGAAAGUACAGAGCUCAUGAUAAAAUAAUUUUGGACAGAUGACUCUGCCCCAAAUGCUAAAUUAUCAAUAUUAUUUAUAAAUGCCAGUUUUUUUAAAAAAUCGCUACAAACAUUUCAUAAAUGUCCUUUAUUUUAAUGGUUUGUUAAUUUCUGUACAUUUUGAUCCAAAUGAUAAUAUUGUCAUUCUCAUGUUCCUGGGGCUUUCUGUAGAACUGUGGAUGUUUGGAUUAAACCUCAUUUUCUUUAAUGGAGCUUUCAAUAAAAAAUACAAAACUUGAAAAGAA
Molecule: messenger RNA, 9253 nt
Organism: Protopterus annectens (West African lungfish)
Lineage: Eukaryota; Metazoa; Chordata; Ceratodontiformes; Protopteridae
Gene: RBMS3
Product: RNA binding motif single stranded interacting protein 3
Exons: 14
Coding region: 380-1630 (416 amino acids)
Cellular component (GO): ribonucleoprotein complex; nucleus; cytosol
Molecular function (GO): poly(U) RNA binding; mRNA 3'-UTR binding; poly(A) binding
Source: RefSeq, a predicted model, not a curated record